AUGACUUUAUUGACGAUCGCUUCUGAAGAACCGCACCCGCUUUUGGCUCAAAUACCCUUGACGGUGUCCCCCUUUAUAUCCUUGCCUACAGCCACGACACUUCCGUAUACAUAUAAAUCUGUGCCGUCCACACUCCCGCCCUCAGCCACAGUUGACCCCAGCGGCCUAGAGAAGGCUCGCUAUGUCAUUUCUCCGGGGAGAGGCCAUACCGCCCACCCUAGUGAUGUCCUCGCAUCAUGCGAAGCCCUAGAAAAACACAUGAAAAAGAUUCGAGAAGAUAGUCUUGCCGCAAUCAAGGAUUGGGAAGAGUCAAUAAAACAGCGCGACUUGGCAGAAAAGAGGAGAAUUGCGCCCGGCUGGCUGGACCGUGAGGAAAAACUUCUGCAACCAGUGAAAGUCUCCCGAGUUAUAUCUGAAGCCGAUGCUCCAUCCCAGACGAGCCAACAGCUAUCUACCGAGAAAAAUACAGAAACUAGCCCAGAUACAAUUUCAACAAGUGAAAGGGAAGAGUUAAAUCGUGCAUUCGGCAGUCUCAAAUGA
Molecule: messenger RNA, 540 nt
Organism: Blastomyces dermatitidis ER-3
Lineage: Eukaryota; Fungi; Ascomycota; Eurotiomycetes; Onygenales; Ajellomycetaceae
Exons: 1
Coding region: 1-540 (179 amino acids)
Source: RefSeq, a predicted model, not a curated record